AUGCCACAUCUGCUUCUUCGGACGAUCCCAACUCCUCGAUGCGCCGUGCGAUUUGGCUUCUUCCUUGGGCUCUGGGCAGAGGCUGAGCGGCGACAACGCAACGACGCGCAGCCAAAUCGAAUCCCUUCUUCCCUAUUCUCCAAGGCGGCAAGGAAAACAACUGCUUCAUCCGCAUUCAAUGGAGACAACGACCUCCAUCUCUCGCCGCCUCCCAAUCACGGAAGUGAAUCCCCCAGCUCACUGCUCUAUUGUUCUUACGGCCGACACACUUCGACGGUGAUGACGCUGCAGCCGCGGGAGGAAUCUUCGUUCCAGAGAAGGAAUUUGCUUUCGGCUCUCCAAUCUCGCAUCCACAACCUAUCCUAG
Molecule: messenger RNA, 366 nt
Organism: Linum trigynum
Lineage: Eukaryota; Viridiplantae; Streptophyta; Magnoliopsida; Malpighiales; Linaceae
Source: the annotation of a GenBank genome assembly